UCUCUCUCUCUCUCUUUGCGCACACGCGUACACACACACACACGCACAUUGUGCUCUCUCCCUGCCUGGUUAGGCUCUUCAACGAUUAACUCAAAAUCCGAAAGCUCUCCCAAGUUUGCCUUUCGAGCAGAAAUGUUUCGGGAAAAUUCAAGUUUCAUCGAGACUAUUUUGUACGAUAGUCCUGGAUGUAAGAUUCUGAAAAAUGGGAGUGAAGGAGCCAUUUACCACUUGGCCAAUGUCAUGUUUACACUGGGCUACAUGAGCGGCAGUGGGUUCUUUGGUCUCGUUUAUCUGUUCAGUCUUUUGGGCGUUGGGUUUUUCAUUCAGUCUCUUUGGGGCUGGGUCGAUGCCUGCGGGGUGGAUAUUUUUAUGUGGAGCCUGUUACUUUUUGUGUUCUGCUUGGUCCAACUGGCGCACAUUGGUUACCGGCUGAGGAAGGUGAAUUUCGAGGAAGACUUCACGAAUCUUUACAAAGCCAUGUUCCAGCCGCUCGAUGUGCCGCUCGGUGUCUACAAGGAGAUCGUGAACUGCUGCGAUGCCGAGGUGACGAGUCUCUCCCGUGAGCAGAACUACGCGGUGGAAGGCAAAACCGCAAUUGACCGCUUGUCCCUGCUGCUCUCAGGCAGGGUUCGUGUUACUCACGAACAGCAGUUUCUACACUAUAUCUUUCCAUAUCAGUUCCUUGAUUCUCCAGAAUGGGAAUCUCUGCGACCUAAUGAAGAAGGCAAUUUUCAAGUGACCCUGACAGCAGAAACAGACUGUUACUAUGUGACGUGGAAAAGAAGAAAGCUAUAUAUGCUCUUGGCUAAACAUCAUUAUAUUGCACGCCUUUUCACUGUUAUGCUUGGAAAUGACAUCGCAGACAAACUUUACUCCCUUAUUGACAAGCUGUAUUGCAGGGGUGGGGUCCGCUAUGAUAUCCGCUUACCUAGUCUUUACCAUGUAUUAGCACCUUCUGUCGAAGCUGAGAAGGAGACGAUUGCAGAGAGUCCCCAUCAUGUUCCUCAGAGUUCAUUUAGACCUCAGGAGUGUCCCUUUAUAAAACCAGGGCCGGACAUCAAUGAUCUAAUUGAUGUGAACAGUUCCUGGAGUGGCAUUCGUAAGGGGCAUGCACCAUUGGCUCCCACUCAGACGCCAGAACUCUGAGAACCGUCACUGAAAAGGCCAGCAUGAGGAAACAUAAAAAAUGUACUAUUUAAAUUUCCAAUGAAUAUUGAAAAAAAAAAGAAUUUUAUAUUAACAUACUCCAACAUAGUAUUCCAAUGUGGCUACUCUGGUUUCCCAAACAAUCAGACAUCAUUGUUCCAGUAAGUUGGGAUAAUUCACCAGUGGCAGUACAAUGGGUUACAGUAUUUGUAUGGUUAUUAGUACAUGAUUGAACAUGGUAAAUUGAAUUACAAUUUUAUUAACUUUUACCAUGUUAAUCAUGACAAAAUAAAUAAAAAUCUUUAACAGUGUGGUAUAGUAAUGAAAACCAAUGGCAAAUUGUCAUAUUUUCCAUUGAAAAUUCUGGCAGGAUUCUGUAAACAACAUGGUAAAAUAUAUAAAUAAAUUUGUUUGACUAGUAGGAAACAAGGGUAGUAAUGAAAUAUUGUAACAAGGUUUGACUGUAUCGAGUUAAAUGUAUUACAUAACUGUUAAAAUUAAGUCAUUAGGAGCAUAGUGAGUGUUAAACGAACAAUAUCAAGGUCCAUUAUUUUCACUUCAUCAACUUGUCAGUCACAGUCUACAGAAACCUCUUUGGUAUAUCUUAGCAGGUAUAAUAAUGAUGCAAAAUCUAAAUUAGUAAAGGUUUGAAAUUUUGCACAACUGUUAGAAGCCAUCUACAUAAGUCGUUAAUAUUGUCUAACUUCACAGCUAAUCUGAAUUAAACAAUUACCUAAUUUCAAAUUCAUCACUUUUGGAUUGAAACAGACUAAUUAUGAAAUGAACAUAUGAAUUAAUAAACUCAUAUGCUAAACGUAUAUGCUUAUGUAUAAUUUCUACUUAUUUCAUGACAAAUUAACUUUAUUGCAAUAAAAGUGGUAUAAAGACAAACAUUUAAAUCUGAAUCAAUUAAUAUCCUUCAGAUAGCAUUGGUAUGAAAGUAAUUCUAAUGGUAAACUCAAUUUUAUCCCACCAUAAGUCCUCUGAAUUGAACUGAGAGGUGAUCUCAUUGGAACAUAGUGAAUUGACAGGGUUAAUGCUUAGAAGAAUGUUUCCCCUCAUGGGAGGGUCUAGGAUCAGAGGGCAUUGUCUCAGAAUAAAGAUGAGGAAUUUCUUUGAGGGUUGAGUGUCUUUGGAACUCCUUACUACUGACAGCUUUGGGGGCAGAAUCCUUAUGUUUAUUUAAGGGUGAGAUAGAUUCUUGAUCAGUGGGGUAAAUCAAGGGUUAUGGGGAAAGCUCAGGAAAGAGAAAGUAAGGAAUGUCAGAUCAGCCAUGAUCCUUUUGAAUGGUAAAGCAAGCUUUUUUUGGGGUGGGGGGUUGCCAAAAGGCCUAUACUAUUUUCUAUUUCUUAUUGUCUUAUGAAUGCUCUCACUAUUUUCUGUCUAGGAUGUAUAUUUGUGUAUGGGUGUGUGCACAUCCUGGAAAUUACUUUACAAUGAAGUCUGUAUGAUAGAGCUUGUCCCAUGACUGUUCAAACGUGUAUUUUGGUUGCUGCUCCUGAUCAAAACCUCAUCAUGUCUAUUUCCACAUAUUCCAUUCUUUACUUUUCCUAGACCCCUGUCUUCUGUGGUCACACCUCUAUCAUUUCUCCCCUCUUAUAUACUCUGCCCUCCCAAAUUCAACUUGAAUCAAUUAACACUCAACUUCUUAGUCCAUUGCUGAGGAUUUUAAAACUCAUUCUUUUCUCCUUGAUGGUGUUGCUCAUUUAACAAGGUUGUGUUGUCCUUGGUUUUUUUUCCAGAGGGUUUGUAAACAUAGAGACUCUGGGAGGUCUAGGUUUGAAGGGUUUUAGGGCCAAUUUGAUUAUAGCUAACAGAUAACCCUCAGGCAAAAAGUUUUCAAGUUUUAAAACAAACAUUUGUACAAUGAAAAGGGAGUGGCCAGUUCUUGGUUUGGUUUUCGCAAGCAGUCAGUUGUGAAUCUGCUGGACCCAAAGAAGCAGGUCCAUGCUCAUCCUCCCUCUCUCUGACAUCUCUCCUGUAAGAACCUGUGUUGGA
This is a messenger RNA of Chiloscyllium plagiosum (whitespotted bambooshark), 3144 nucleotides long. It is a transcript of the gene popdc2, whose product is annotated as popeye domain cAMP effector 2. Gene Ontology annotation, cellular component: sarcolemma. Gene Ontology annotation, biological process: skeletal muscle tissue development; regulation of membrane potential; heart development. NCBI's taxonomy places the organism in Eukaryota, Metazoa, Chordata, Chondrichthyes, Orectolobiformes, Hemiscylliidae. The record is from RefSeq and is a predicted model, not a curated record. Gene Ontology annotation, molecular function: cAMP binding.